AGCGAUGAGCCUCCCAACACUCCAGUGGAGUCCAUCGCGGAUCCCUUCCGUGAAGUGCAAGCCCAUCGCAACGACGAAUGCUACGUCGGAGAUGGAGCACAUGAUGCUUUUGAUGUCGACCAUUCAAGAUAUUGAUCGCCAGCGCACGUUGCUCCUGAACAAGGCACAACAACGCUGUGCGUCCACAUCGAGCUUGACCUCCACGAAGAGCAAUCCGCGAACGCGAUCCAUCGCGAACUUCCGACUCGAGCAGCACCGCCUGUCGACCCCCCACUGGGACAGAGUGUUUCCAGAAGAUGUUGGGCUCUGCAGCUUGUGUGGACAAGACAUUCUCAUCCGAGCGCUGCAAUUCCAUCAAGAACAAGAAUGCAGUCAUCGUGUGGUGCGGUGUAAUCAACCUGGUUGCGCCGCGACCUUCCAAGCGUAUUCCAGAGCCACGCACGAAGCACGCGACUGUGUGGUCUCUCAACGGAAUGCGAGGUGGCUUGAAUUACAAGCCCAUGGUCAGCUCGAAGUGUGUUGCUUGGACUGCGAAAGCGUCAUUACAUUGCGUACGACAGCCGCACACUUUGCCGCCGACUGCAUCAAGCGCCUCGUGCCAUGUCCGCGGGCCAGACUCGGCUGCAACCGCACCGACAUUCCAUUUGACCAGCUAGACGCGCAUGAUGCUGACGAUUGCAUUGUCGGCGUGCGGCGGAGGGCGCUGCUUGCGUCCGCCGUGACAACCAACCAACUUAUCCCUUGCGACUGGUGCAACCAGCCCGUUGUCAAGCGCCACUUACUCGACCACAAAGAAGAUGAGUGCUCGAUGCGAGAGCGGCGAUGUCCCAACGCCCACUUAGGCUGCCGAGAAUGGGUUCCCGUGGGUGAUUUCGAGAAGCAUGUUAAAACAGUAUGCUGUGUGACGCUGGAGCGCCGCGCACUAGCUGACCAAGCUAAGUUGAAGGACGGUGUUAUGGCAUGUCGCGACUGCGGGACGAUGGUCAAGCAACGUCACAUGGCCAUGCACCGAUCGGCAACGUGCCCCGCCCGCCUCGUCCCUUGCGUCAACGUCAUCCACGGGUGCAAGGCGCAGCUUCGCUUUCGCGAUCGACAUAUCCACGAGCACGUGGACGUGUCCCCGGAAACGAGGGCGGCGCUGCGAUUUCCGUCGCGCAGUGGCCAUGUUCGCAUUCAGGGCGGCGACGACAUCCAGCCGCCGUGGUGUGCUGAGUUCUGGGUAUGGCUCCACUCCAAGGAAGACGACGUGUUGUUCUUCAUGGAGGAGGCCAUCCGAUGGCAAGAGCGCAUGGACUGCAUGUCGCUUCGACUGAAAGAGUGGCGAGAAAAGCAAAAGCAGCUCCAAGCAGCUCGAAAGCAGACCGUCAAAACCGGACGCGAGAUUUCGGACACGACCAAGACCCUGGAAGCAGAAGCCCUUUCGGUCGGAGAAGGCAUCGCGGGAUGCAAUUCCAUGUUGGCUGAAGCACGCGCCCGUGUCAAGGCUUUCGUGUCCGACGCCCUUGUGAUUGCCAAUUCCAUUGCUGAUCCGUUGGAUCGCGACUCGCUUGACGCGGCGGUGAGGGCUCAGGCACAACGCCUGCAUCCAACAUGGACGCCGGAGGAGCUGGAUGUGUAUGGAAGCGUCGCCAAGUGGUCAGAGUUGGUGCAAUCCACUAAACCCGACGAGGACCAAAAUCACGCAAAGUGGCUAGCCAAGCGCAUGCAAUUGCUCAAAGCGAUCGAGUCGCGCCAAGCGGAGGCUCUGACGGCAAAUCCGGCGGACCCUCGGGAGCUGGCUCGGUUUCUGAAACAAGCCAAAAAGGAACUGGAAAGGCUUGACGAGAAGCUGGCCACGUGCGUGGACAUACCGCUAGGACUAGUCCAACCGAGCAACGGAUUUCACACCCUCGCGUCGUCCAGCACAUCCGGCCUUCACCUGAUUAUGGCGUCGACCGGAAUGCCUGGUGUCCACUCGUAUGAGAAACGAGCAAAAUUCAACGCCGACCUGCCUCGGUGCCAAUGGAUCCACGUGGCGUUCAUUGCAACAGCGGAUGCCAUCAGGUUGUUUGUCAAUGGAGCCAAAGCCAGCGCCGCCAAAGGCACUUUUCAACUUCCUGUGGGGUGGAUUGGAGCAGAGGAAAAGUCGUUUCGUGGGUACCUUCAAGAAGUGCGCUUUUGGGCACAGCAUCGUCCAGACGUCGCCACGACCAUGCACGACGUGCUAGACCCUGCGCCUGACCUACGAGGGUACUGGACGUUGGAGGAAGGCCUGGGCGAUUACGUGGAUGACAUGGCGGGUCAGUUUCCUCGGUCUGCGGCAGUCAACGUCGAAUGGGUCCGCUAUUCCUCAGACAUGGCGCAAUUGCUUGGUGACCCUCCUACGGCGUCGUACCGGCAGCGAAACAUGUGCAAAAUCGUGGCACGAAGGGAUUUCCUGGCCCACAAACAUCACCAACGCAACGGGACAGCCAAGUGCAGUCUCGGAUGUGGCCAAGACGUGGCCAUCAAGUUCAUGGAGCAGCACCACAAAGUUGACUGCCCCCAUCGUACAACGACCUGCCGCGAACCCUUCUGCGGCCACGUGAUCAGGGCGAGCGAGCAGCAAGCCCACGACGCCACGUGUGAAUUGCGACGGCUGCGAGAGUCGUUGGCAGCUGAGUAUUACCGCAAACACGAGUUGGUGCAGUGCCCGUUUGGAUGUGGAGCCGACAUUGCACGAAAAUCGCUGCCAAAACAUCGCAAGACCGAGUGUGCGAAUCGGUUGGUGGUGUGCGAUAAGUGUGGCCGGUCGUUUGCCCAACGCCAUGCGAGGCACCACGACCUCCACGACUGCGACGCGCCCCAAGUCGUCGCGACAAAGCUGAUGGUGGCGCGCGCUCGAACGCGCCAGGAAUCGAGAAAACAAUUCGCGAACAACAGACACAAGUCGGCCGGCGGCGAACGAAGUAAACUCGGUUAACUAACACGCUCCGUUUUCCUCGACACCCUCUAGGGCGUACGUCAGCACAGACGGGACGUAGCCCAUGUAGAGCCCCACGACACCCUUCCUGAAGAUGUCUCGAGAGAUGCUGAGCAGACCGUGGGUCUUCAACUUACGUUAGUGGCGGCGUGUACGUCUGCCACAUGAGCAAGAUGCCACCGAUGACAAUCGCGGAUUGGAGUGACCGGAUCUCACGCUGUGGGCAAACUUUU
Molecule: messenger RNA, 3174 nt
Organism: Aphanomyces invadans
Lineage: Eukaryota; Oomycota; Saprolegniomycetes; Saprolegniales; Verrucalvaceae
Exons: 18
Coding region: 5-2941 (978 amino acids)
Molecular function (GO): zinc ion binding
Source: RefSeq, a predicted model, not a curated record